AUGAUAGACGAUUGUGGACCAACAAUGAAAGGGCUUGUUAUGGACAAAGAAACGGCUGCCAUUGUGAGUAUGGUUUAUGCACAAUCAGAAAUAUUACAAAAAGAAGUAUUUUUGUUUGAACGUAUCGAUAUACCUGGACAGAAAUCGUUAAAACACUUGAGUUGUAUCUGUUUUGUACGGCCAACAGAAGAAAAUAUUCAAGCAUUGGCCCGAGAAUUACGCGAUCCAAAAUAUGGCUCAUAUUUUAUAUAUUUUACCAAUUUUAUCGAAAUGAGUGAUGUCAAAGCAUUAGCCGAAGCAGACGAAUUCGAAUGUGUCCGAGUUAUAAAGGAGUAUUAUGGCGAUUAUUUGGCUGUUAAUCCACACUUAUUUUCGUUAAAUACUCCAAUAUGUUGUAAGACAAACUACGAAUGGAAUGAUAUUGUUCUUAGACGGUGCAUUCAAGGACUUGUUUCAUUAUUGUUAUCAUUGAGAAAAAAGAGUGCAUCAAUAAGAUAUCAGAAAUCGUCGAAUAUGGCGAAAAUAUUAGCAGAUAAAUUGACUAAUACCCUUCAACGUCAAGCGGAGUUCAAUAUAUCAUCGAAUACAAAUGAUGCUACUCAAACAAUUUUACUCAUUCUUGAUCGUCGUGAAGAUGCAAUAACACCAUUAUUGAAUCAGUGGACGUAUCAAGCAAUGGUUCAUGAAUUACUUGGUAUUAGAAAUAAUCGUGUGAGUCUAAGUCAAGUACCCGGUAUAUCAAAAGAUCUUGAAGAAGUUGUGAUGAAUGGUGAAUACGAUGAGUUUUAUGCUAGUAAUUUAUAUAGUAAUUUUGGUGAAAUAGCAACAAAUAUUAAAUUACUUAUGGAACGUUUUCAAGAAAAACAUAAAAGUCAAUCAAAAAUCGAAUCCAUUACCGACAUGAAAACAUUUAUUGAAAACUAUCCUCAAUUUAAAAAAUUAUCUGGUACUGUCUCAAAACAUGUUACAAUUGUCAGUGAAUUAUCUCGAUUAGUUGGUCUACAUCACUUACUUGAAGUAUCUGAAACUGAGCAACAUCUUGUUUGUCAAGGUGAUCAUAAUGAAGUUGUUCAAAAAUUAAAACGUUUAAUAAAAGAUGAUAAAAUUCAUGAUAGUGAUAUUUUGAGAUUACUUUGUUUAUAUGCUUUACGUUACGAAAGACAUGCCAGUAAUGAAUUAAAUACACUUAAACGAGAAGCACAACAUCAUAGAAAAAAAUUUACCGAUAACUAUUUACAGUUUCUUCAAGCUAUAUUGGAUUAUGGUGGAUUAAAAUUUCGUCAAGCUGAUUUAUUUAAUACUCAAACACCAAUGGCGAUAACAAAAAGAUUUAUUAAAGGACUUCGAGGUGUAGAUAAUGUUUACGCACAACAUUCUCCACUUGUACGUGAUAUUCUUGAUCAAUUAUUACGUGGAAAAUUAAAAGAUACAUUAUAUCCAACAGCAGUAUCAAAAGAUCAAACAAGUUAUAAAAGUCAAAAUCAAUCACAGCAACAACAACAGCAACAACAACAACAACAACAGCAGCAGAUUGUCAAACCAAGCGAAAUAAUUGUAUUUAUUAUUGGCGGUGUCACUUACGAAGAAUCCUUGAACGUAGUACAAAUGAAUAAAUUAGGGGCAAAAAUUAUCUUAGGUGGUUCAACUGUGCAUAAUUUCCAUACAUUUAUGGAUGAAGUUUUAGCUGGUUAUAUGCCCUCAUCGACUGAUCCUAAUUCUAGACGGCGUUAA
Molecule: messenger RNA, 1731 nt
Organism: Didymodactylos carnosus
Lineage: Eukaryota; Metazoa; Rotifera; Eurotatoria; Philodinida; Philodinidae
Source: the annotation of a GenBank genome assembly